GCUCAAAAAUGUUAGCCUGUGUUGUUAAGUCUGAAAGCUACAGGGGAUUUGCCAGACGGAAAUAAUACCGUUUUAUCGCCGAGAAACACAUGCACAGGCCACACGAUCGCGUCGCGUGUUUUUAUACGUUUUUUUAUCCGCGUGAAGCGAGCGUCUUGGGUUUAUCCUGAGAGAAAGUUCGUUGGUUAUUUUGUGGGAGUGAUGUCGAAUCCUGGGACUCGAAGGAACGGGUCAAGCAUCAAAAUCCGACUGACAGUAUUAUGUGCCAAGAAUCUGGCAAAGAAAGACUUCUUCCGGUUGCCUGAUCCUUUUGCCAAAGUGGUGGUGGACGGCUCGGGUCAAUGCCACUCUACAGACACGGUCAAAAGCACAUUGGACCCCAAGUGGAAUCAGCAUUACGACCUGUAUAUUGGGAAGACCGAUUCCAUCACCAUUAGCGUAUGGAACCAUAAGAAGAUCCAUAAGAAGCAGGGUGCAGGAUUCUUAGGCUGUGUGCGGCUCUUGUCAAACGCUAUCAGCAGACUAAAAGACACAGGCUACCAGCGUUUAGACUUAUGCAAGUUGAACCCAUCUGACAGUGAUGCUGUCCGUGGACAAAUCGUUGUGGGUCUACAGACCAGAGACAGAAUUGGCAGCGGAGGGCCUGUGGUGGACUGUAGAGGACUGGUAGAGAAUGAAGGGCCAGUCUUUGAAGACUCGGGGCCCGGACGGCCUCUCAGCUGCUUCAUGGAGGAGCCUAUGCCAUACACAGAUCCCACAGGAGCCGCUGGAGGGGGCAACUGCCGUGCACUUGAGUCACCUAAUCAGGAACAACGGCUCCAAGCACAACGCAUCAGAAACCAGGAUUCCCGAGGGCAUGCACACACCCCUCAGAAUCGACCGCACGGACACCAAUCCCCCGACCUCCCUGAGGGCUAUGAGCAAAGGACCACAGUGCAGGGCCAAGUCUAUUUUCUGCACACACAGACUGGCGUGAGCACCUGGCACGAUCCCAGAAUACCCCGGGAUUUGAACAGCGUGAGUUGUGAGGAGCUGGGCCCUCUGCCGCCCGGCUGGGAGAUCAGGAGCACUGUGUCAGGACGAAUUUAUUUCGUCGACCACAAUAAUAGAACCACGCAAUUCACCGACCCCAGGUUACACCACAUCAUGAGCCAACACUCUCAGGUGAAGGAGUCGAGCCAGGCUCUGCCCGUGCAGAUGGAGGUUGGCAUGGAAGAGGGUGACGGAGAGUUGCCGGUGCGCUACGAAAGAGAUCUGGUCCAGAAACUCAAAGUUCUUCGGCAUGAGCUCUCGCUGCAGCAGCCUCAGGCCGGCCACUGCCGCAUAGAAGUGUCCCGCGAGGAGAUCUUUGAGGAGUCUUAUAGGCAGAUCAUGAAGAUGAGACCCAAAGACCUGAAGAAGCGGCUGAUGGUGAAGUUCAGGGGCGAGGAGGGGCUGGAUUACGGAGGAGUUGCUAGGGAGUGGUUAUAUCUGCUCUGCCAUGAGAUGCUGAAUCCAUACUAUGGCUUGUUUCAGUACUCGACUGAUAACAUCUACACACUACAGAUCAACCCAGACUCCUCUAUCAACCCCGAUCACUUGUCGUACUUCCACUUUGUUGGGCGGAUUAUGGGUCUGGCUGUUUUCCACGGGCACUACAUUAAUGGGGGCUUCACCUUGCCCUUCUACAAGCAGCUCCUGGGGAAGCCCAUUCAGCUUUGUGACCUUGAGACUGUGGACCCAGAGCUGCACAAGAGCCUCGUCUGGAUCCUAGAAAAUGACAUCACAUCUGUUUUGGACCACACCUUCUGCGUAGAACAUAAUGCUUUUGGCAAGUUCCUCCAACAUGAGCUCAAACCAAACGGCAAGAACAUCCCGGUCACAGAGGAGAACAAGAAAGAAUACGUGAGGCUGUACGUCAACUGGAGGUUCAUGCGAGGCAUCGAGGCACAGUUUCUUGCCCUGCAAAAGGGCUUCAACGAACUCAUACCGCAGCAUCUGCUUAAGCCUUUCGACAACAAGGAACUUGAGCUGAUCAUCGGUGGUUUGGGGAAGAUCGAUCUGAACGACUGGAAGGCCAACACGCGGCUGAAGCAUUGUGUGGCUGACAGCAACAUCGUGAAGUGGUUCUGGCAGGCGGUGGAGUCGUUUGACGAGGAGAGGAGAGGCAGACUCUUACAGUUCGUCACAGGCUCCACACGCGUCCCUCUACAAGGCUUCAAAGCACUGCAAGGUUCUACAGGUUCUGCAGGACCAAGACUCUUCACUAUUCAUUUAAUUGAUGCCAACACAGACAACCUGCCCAAAGCCCACACAUGCUUCAACCGGAUCGACAUCCCGCCUUACGAGUCAUACGAGAAGCUGUAUGAAAAGCUCCUGACGGCCGUGGAGGAGACGUGUGGUUUCGCGGUGGAGUGAGCGAGCGCCCUAUCCAGCCAGCCAGCAAUGGCAGCAAAAGCCACCAAACAGCCCCUGCCACCCUCUCACACCCCUCCCCUUCUGCAGGACAGACGGACUGGUGUCUCCCGACAGACUUUAGCAUCACACUGCAGCGGAGGGCAGCAAACACCCAAGGUGUUUCAACUCAAUGACUAAUGGUUUUGGCAUUACCACAACGAGUUCCAGAGGAAAUGUCGUUUCUCAACAAUGCAGUUGGUAUCGUCUUUGUCACUGAAGCGGCGGGUUGAUGCGCGAGUGUGU
Danio aesculapii is the source of this 2679-nucleotide messenger RNA. It is a transcript of the gene smurf1, whose product is annotated as SMAD specific E3 ubiquitin protein ligase 1. The transcript has 18 exons. Gene Ontology annotation, biological process: ubiquitin-dependent protein catabolic process; negative regulation of BMP signaling pathway. NCBI's taxonomy places the organism in Eukaryota, Metazoa, Chordata, Actinopteri, Cypriniformes, Danionidae. Bases 202 to 2397 code for a protein of 731 amino acids. The record is from RefSeq and is a predicted model, not a curated record. Gene Ontology annotation, molecular function: ubiquitin protein ligase activity; protein binding.